CUCCGUGCGGCUGGCCUGGGUGAGCGGGCGUCAUGGCCGCGGUUCCUCUGUGGGGCCGGUUUGGGGUGCGCGCAGCGUUCAGCGCCCGCUGCGGGGCUGGGGGGACUUGCGCUGGGGCCGGGGGGUCGGCCGCGGGGGGCACCGAGCCUCAAGGCCGCCGCCGGCCCCUCAAAGCCGCAGAGCAAUCGCAGCGGGUCGCCCCCCCGCCCGCCGGCUCCCGGCUGGACAACAAGAGCUUCCUGUGGGCGCGCUACAACGAGAUGAAACGCCUGGUCCAGGAUCUGCUCCCCCCUGGCGUGUGCAAUCUUCUGAACCCUUCCACCAUCUACGCCAACAAUGAAGUGUGUCUGGCUGACAUUGAGAUCUAUGGUUUUGACUAUGAUUACACUCUGGCUCUGUAUUCCAACUCCCUACAUUCGAUGAUUUACAACACUGCCAGGGACAUCUUGGUGGAACAGUAUAAGUAUCCAGAAGGGAUCCGUAAAUAUGACUACCUACCAAACUUUGCCAUCCGAGGAUUGCAUUAUGACAUCCCCAAGGGUUUACUGAUGAAGAUCGAUGCCUUCCAUUACAUCCAACUGGGCACUGUAUAUAGGGGCCUCAAGCCAGUCCCGGAUGAAGAAGUGACUGAGUUGUAUCAAGGCACACACCACAUUCCCCUCCACCAGGUUAGCGGAUUCUACGGCAAGGGACCAGCAGUAAAGCAAUUCAUGGACAUCUUUUCCCUUCCUGAGAUGACCCUCCUUGCAGUGGCCAACGACUUCUUCAUUUCCAAUGAUAUCGAUUAUGACCCUAUCCACCUUUAUAAGGAUGUCACGGACGCCAUCAGGGAUGUCCACAUCAAAGGCCUGAUGUACAAAUGGAUUCUCCAGGAUUUGGAAAAAUACAUACUUCGCGGUGAGGAGACCUAUGCCGUCCUGCGCCGCCUGGUGGACAAUGGCAAGAAGCUGUUUCUCAUCACCAACAGCCCCUUCAGCUUUGUUGACAAAGGCAUGAAGUACAUGGUGGGCAAGGAGUGGCGGGACUUCUUUGAUAUAGUCAUCGUGCAGGCCGAUAAGCCACAUUUCUUUAAUGAUGGCAUCAAACCUUUCCGCCGCUUGGAUGAGAAUGGAGACCUUCAGUGGGAUAAAAUCGUCAAGCUAGAAAAGGGCCAGGUGUACAAGCAGGGAAACCUAUUUGAUUUCCUGCGGCUGACUGGUUGGCGAGGAUCCAAGGUCUUCUACUUUGGUGACCAUCUCUACAGUGAUCUGGCAGACCUAAUGCUUCGCCAUGGCUGGCGUACUGGGGCCAUUGUUCCAGAGCUGGAGACCGAGACCAAGAUUGUCAACACAGAGCAGUACUCCCAGUCACUGACGUGGCUGCAGGCCCUCACUGGCCUCCUGGAACGUAUGCAGAUGUUUCGAGAUGCCGAGUCCCAGCAGGUGCUCCAGGACUGGAUGAAGGAGAGGCAGGAGAUGAGGGCCGUCACCAAGAAUCUGUUCAACCCUCAGUUCGGCAGCAUCUUUCGAACCUGCCACAACCCCACCUACUUCUCUCGUCGGCUCUGCCGCUUCUCAGACCUCUACAUGGCUUCCAUCAGCUGUCUGCUCAACUACGAUCUGCGUUACACCUUCUUUCCCCGGCGCACUCCUCUGCAGCACGAGGCCCCCCUCUGGAUGGACCAGCUCUGCACGGGCUGCAUGAAAACCCCCUUUCUGGAGGAGAUGGCCCACAUUCGCUAGGGGGGGGAGGGUGGCUUCCCACCCGGGGUGCCGGGCCACUCACGAGUCAAGGCCCGGUGCGAGACUGGAUUCUUCCGGUCUGAGCACGUUCCCCUCCCAUUCCCUAGCUUGGCUCCGGGGUCAGGAGCCAAAGGGUGAUCACAGGGCUGAUCACCAGGGCGUCCCAUGGAGAGGUUACACUGGCAUCAGGUGUCGCCCUUGUGCCUCUCCAGCAUGACCUCCUUAGGGACCCACAAGACCCUAUUUAUGCCAUCCACCGGAUGGGCAUUCAAAGGGUCUAUCUGCUUUGGUGCUAGGGAGGAGCCCAUCCCCGAAGCUCGAGGGAUGGGUGCCCCCAGUUAGAAAUCUGCUUUUCUGGGCCAGGCAACAAAGCCCAGCCAAGAGAGAUAGAGAGAGAGAAAAGGCAUUAGAGUGUGGAUCUGUACGCCCACCAAAAGGGUGGCAGAGCAUCUUAGAACUCAGAGGGCCAGUCCUGACGGACUCUGGGGACCCUUUCUCCCUUGCUCAUUUGCCAGAUGGCAUCUGAGGCCCGGGAAUGUGAAAGGGCAGAAAGUGAUUGAAUUUGAGGGGAGUGGCAGGGGAGGAAACGGGUGGUGGUCUUUGGGAUGGGAAGGUUGGAGUCUGUCUUGGCCUGGGAGGUUUUGUAAAGCCUUGGGAUUCCCCCAGGAGGGGCCGGGAACCUGCCAAGAAGCCAGCUGCUUUGGGCUCUUUCAUCUCUAUGGCCUCUCCUCACAGCCCUCUCCCCUUCCUGGAAACCUCAGGCUUUGUCCUAGCCCUAUAGGGGCCCCCGUGCCUUGCUCUCUCUUGCCAAGAAGCUGCAGCCUCAUUGAACUGCACAGGAGAGCUCUUGGGAAAGCAGACGGAGCGCCUCCGUGAGGCUCCGGGAGCUCUUGCCAGAAGCAGGGGCUCCCCUUUCUCUCUGCCCUCCUCCAAGAGAUUGGACGAGGAUCUCCAGCCCUCAUCUCAGUCCCUGCCUCGUAGGUCCUUGCAGGCUCCCCUCCCCUCCCUCAGCCCACUCUACCGGCCUAUCACAAAGGAGUCCGGAUCUGCGGAAUGCUCUAAUGAGGUCUGUGGAGUGUGGUGGACCCCACGCUAUCCCUGAUGCUUCGAGCCCUGGGGCAGGCUCCCCUCGUGCGACAUCUGAGCCCCCUCUUUCCCUCAGCUAGCUGGAGCGGCCAGGCCAAGAGGCGGGGACCAUAGCCCCCUCACUAAGCCUUCCGCUUCUCUGGCCACUCCAGACCAAAAAGGAGCUGUCUCCUUCACUUCUGAAUCUGCCCUUUCCUCUACCUCCUCCUCGCCAGAACCAUUUCCUGAACGAAUGACCAAAUGUUCUUGCUGGCUCUAUCUGUCCCUAGGGAAGUGGUGAGUGCUGGGACAGUAACACAAGGGAGCCACUUCCCGUUUACAGUGGGCUUCCGUUCUGAUGGAAGAAGAUAGACAUUGUACGCAGAGGGGCCCGGUGACCCAGGAGCAGGGCUUCGGUCUGAGGAGGGGAGCUGGGGCAAUCCGCUGACAUAUCCUCUCGGCCCCGGGUAGAAAUAGGGGAGGGACGGAGAGCCUGUGCAAGAAACAGCAAAGGCAGCUUUCAACCUGCUCUUGAGCCAGUCCGUUGGGUUUGGGCCUGACGCCAUGGCCGGUGUUCCAACAGCCCAACCCGCUUGCCUUCCGCUCACUGCCAACAGUGUAGAGAUCAUCCUCUGCUUUAAAACGAUCUCUCCCAUCGUGUCCCGUCCCUGCUUUUGCCCCCUGAAAUUACUAGUAGACUUCUGCGGGUCUUCUCUUCAGAUGGAGAGGGAAGGCACAGAGCCAGAAUCAGAAAGAGGGUUGUGAUGGGGAAGGUAGAGGAAGACCCAAAGAAGGAGGCAGAGGACCCCCCGAACUUGCAAAGGGGUUCACCGUAUCCUCGGCAACAGGAGGGAAGCACCCUCCACGAGCACUUAUCUUUUUUAAAAGUUUGCAUAAAUCAAAAUAAUGGCGCAUAGGGUAGAUGCUAGCAUCAGGAGGGUGGGGAAAGGUGCCUCCUAGAGGCUCCUUGAGCCCGGCUUUGAAUGCUGGGUGUUUUAAGGGGAAGGGGAAGUACCCAUGGGUGGGUAAAGGACCUUGGUAGAGGUAGAGAAGUGGGAGGUAGCAUGCCUUCGGUGUAUGAAGAAUACCGGGGGAUACAUUCAGAUAGUUAACUGGAGCUGGGUUGUAAAGAGCUUGCAAUUCUCCAGGGAUUGGUACUUAAGUGGAGGCCACAAAUGUGGCUGGAACCGGGCAGCCUUCAGGCAGGGCUACGGGGAUGGGCACGCGAGCUAGUCGCACGGGCAAUUUGCCCGAAGAAGCUAGAAGAGGGAUUCCAUUGGUAGGCAUAUACACUUAAAAUACAUAUAGCAGCACUUUGGUGGGAGUGGCAAAUGAAACACGUCCGCCAACUGGGGGAUAGCUAGAUGACCGAUGUGGAUGGAAUGGAACGUUAUGACGCCUGAAGAAAUGGUAAAUGGGAUGCAGAGAAGCCCAGAAAGACAAAAGCAUAAUACGGUGACUAGAGUGACAUAAAAAGGGAAAACAAUCAUGAAAUCAUGUGCCCCAGAAACGGUUUUUUAAUACAAAAAAUUAAGCCUGGCUCCAAAGGAGAUGGGAGAAAUUGCCUCCUGCAAACCCCCUCCCCCCCAACUCCUGCCAUUGGAUUUCAGAGGUGGGAGAUAGGUGAUCUGAUUUCCGAUUUAUUCAUUAUGUUAGUUUUGCUGAUGGCUUUUUCUUUUAAAAAAUUCUUGUUAUAUGGGAUGACUUUUUGAGAGGAUGGGGGAGGGCAAUUUGACAGUGUAAAAGAAGAUUAAAAAUCUUUAUAAAAGGA
Molecule: messenger RNA, 4557 nt
Organism: Antechinus flavipes (yellow-footed antechinus)
Lineage: Eukaryota; Metazoa; Chordata; Mammalia; Dasyuromorphia; Dasyuridae
Product: 5'-nucleotidase domain-containing protein 2-like
Exons: 14
Coding region: 33-1721 (562 amino acids)
Molecular function (GO): 5'-nucleotidase activity
Source: RefSeq, a predicted model, not a curated record